This is a messenger RNA of Rubroshorea leprosula, 1306 nucleotides long. The record is from the annotation of a GenBank genome assembly. Lineage: Eukaryota; Viridiplantae; Streptophyta; Magnoliopsida; Malvales; Dipterocarpaceae.
CCAUCUCUCUCUCGUCUUGUGCCUUCGAAGCUCCCGUUUCCACUUCAGAUCGACGUAACUCCCUCCUCCCUUAAAAAAUCCCAACUUUCUGUCCCCCUUUCCAGUGCAUUACGCCGGAAUCUCAUCGAGAGCUUCUUUGAAUCUCCGGCGACAGUUCUCUCUAGGGUUUUAGUUCCGUCUCUGCAACAAAGGGAAGACCUUUCGCGCCGUUUCUUGGUAUGGUAUUUCAUGUUUUCGAUAGUAGUGGUAUGUUGUGUAAUUUGUACUGUGUUCAUGCCUAUGGAAUACGUGUUUCUGUAUAGCUUCUGGGCUUUCCUUCUGCUUGAUUUCUUGUUUUAUAAUGGGUUCUGGGAUUUUGGAUUUAAACAUAUUGGGAAUGGGAGCAAUAUGUGUAUCUGUGACUGAGUAUGGGUUUUGGAGCGGGGAAGGAAAUUAGGGUUUAGGGUUUAUUUGAGUGAUGAAGUUGAAUUGGAUAAUUGUUAGGGGUGAUUUCUAUCUUCAUAUUAAUUAGUUGGUUUUUUGUGGAUUUUUCAUUCCGGUAUAUGGGAGAUUUUUGGCUUCUAGUAUGGAUAGAUUUAGGUACUUUCUUCAUUGUUAUCAUCACGACGUGUUUCCGCAGAUUUUGGUAAUGAAAUGGUUUUACAACUCUUGUGUUCAUUCAGCAUUCCUUUGUUUGAAGGAAGGAUUUUUGUUAUAUGUAUGAAGUUUGGUUACUAUUCAGUUACUAGACUAGAGUUAGGCUUCAGACUUCAGACUUUGGAGAAUGUUAGUCCUUUGUUUUUGUUUUUUUAGUUUUCAUUUCAUAUCUCAAAUUCUGAAAUUUUCACCUAACAUAAUGUUAUGUACAAAUGCGGUGGAUGUAUGUAUAUGUAAGUACCAACUUUUUGACUUGUGCUGGCUAAUCAUUUUCUUGAUCUGUAUUUUUCAGAAUCUAUACAAAACAGGGGAACUGACUCAAUCCCCAGCUCACCUCUGUUCUAGAUGGCUUGAGAAGCGGCUGCAUUUGAAUCAAGAAGAAUCAAGUAUGCUUCUGUGCAGAGUUCUUAGUUGGGACUGUGAAAGAGAUGGGUAGAUAAAAGGGCAUCAAUUCAGUGAAGUUUCUUUUUUCUUCAUCUUCUAUUGUCUGGUUCUUUGUUCCAAAACUUCCUUUUGCUGCUUUUUUUUUAUUAUUACAUGUAGAAGAGAGAGCUUUAGAUUGACACUGGUUCCCUUGGUCGUCUUGUUCCCACUCAUUGAAAAGUGGAUGCCUAUACUCCUCGGGAUUUUAUUCUUCUACAAAAUCCAUAGCCUACAUAAUGCAUUCACU